AUGGCUUCAUCAGCGGUCCCCAGUCCGGUGACCCCGCCAUUCGACGAAAUCUCCCAGAACCUCACCAACAUCACUGGCGCCAGCAACGCCACGGCCGGCGCAUCACCAGAAUGGGAUCUCGCCAGGGUCGCCAGUCUCCUCACGAUGGAAGGAAAACUCAUCUUCUCCGCCCUCGCCAUCAUCUAUGUCGGCGCGCACGGUGCUCUCCGCCGUCCCCCGUCCGCAGCUCCCCCGAAGCGGAAGACGGGCGAGAAGGCUGACCGCAAGGAGGACGAGCCCAUUACGGAGGGAUUGAUGCCCUCUGACGCCAUCGUCUUCCCUCUGUUGGCAGGCGCCAUGUUGAUCGGACUCUACUACCUCAUCCAGUGGCUCCAGGACCCGGCUAUCCUCAACAAGAUCCUGCGCGUGUACAUGUCCGUCGCGGGUGUGGCAAGUCUCACGACUCUGAUGGCGCAUGCGUUGAGAGUUGGCUCGGGUUUUGUGUUUCCGAACUGGGUUCGAGAGAAGGGUGUAUUGUGCCGGGUUGACGAUGACCGGGAGACAUAUGUCAAAACCAACGGCAAUGACGGCGAAGAGACGGAGGUUAUGACGACCGGCAACCCCCUGCCAUCCGCUCUGCGCAAGAUCUUCCCCAUCACAGCAAAGGUAAACCGCCUCCUCUGGGAUGUCCGCCAUCUCCUGAUCGACGAAUGGACCGUCAAGGCCAAGGUGCAUGGCUUGUUUAGGGAGAAAUUUCACCUGUCCGUCACGCACAUUCUCGGUUUCUUCCUGGCUUUCGGCACGGUGUCGGCGUACUACAUGACCGGAUCCCCUUUUCUCUCCAACAUCAUGGGUUAUGGCUUCUGCUACGGCACGGCUCUGAUCAUGUCGCCGACGACAUUUGGCACUGGCAGCUUGGUGUUGAUGGGCCUCUUCUUCUACGACAUUGUCAUGGUAUUCUACACGCCCUACAUGAUUACUGUCGCCACCAAGCUCGAUGUCCCCAUCAAGCUCCAGUUCCAGUCCGCUUCUAGAUCAAGCAUUCUUGGCCUCGGUGACAUUGUCGUCCCCGGCAUGGUGAUGUGCCUGGCGCUGCGCUUUGAUAUGUGGAUGCACUAUCAGCGCCAGAUCAAGUACGUCCCCACCGACUUGAAGUCGCACAAGCAGGACACCAUGUCUGGCGAUGUCGUCACCGUCAGUGAGACUCAGCACGUUGCGCAGAAGGCCCUCUGGAUUGACAUCACUGGCUGCUGGGGCGACUGGUUCUGGUCUUCCUCGUGGAGUGGCCUUUUCAAGGGCGAUAAGGAGGUCGCCCCUACUGUCCGCGGUUCGACAUUCAACAAGACUUACUUCAACGCUUCCUUGAUCGGCUACGCCCUCGGCAUGCUCUUCACCCUCGCCAUGUUGACCAUCUUCAAGCACGGCCAACCCGCCCUGCUGUACCUCGUUCCAGGCGUCCUCGGGUCUCUCUGGCUGACGGGCUUGGUUCGUGGCGAACUUAAGGAGAUGUGGAUGUACACCGAGGACGGAAGCCUGGACACUCGGGACGUUGUUGUUGAGCUCGACGGCAACGGUAACGUUCUCAAGGAGAUCAAGGAUGACGAGAAGGAUGAGAAGAAGCGCAAGGCCGAGGAGGAAGCGAAGCGGAAGAUUGAGGAGGAGAAGGCCGCGGAGGAGAAGAAGCUGGCUGACAGACAGGAGGCGGAGAGGGAUGCUGAGAGAAAGGAGUAUAGCAUCGUCUCGUUCUCGGUCACUGCUCCCCUUAGGAAGGUAUAA
Messenger RNA from Colletotrichum aenigma, 1755 nucleotides. It is a transcript of the gene SPP1-0, whose product is annotated as Signal peptide peptidase 1. NCBI's taxonomy places the organism in Eukaryota, Fungi, Ascomycota, Sordariomycetes, Glomerellales, Glomerellaceae. The record is from RefSeq and is a predicted model, not a curated record. Gene Ontology annotation, cellular component: membrane; cytoplasmic side of endoplasmic reticulum membrane; lumenal side of endoplasmic reticulum membrane. Gene Ontology annotation, biological process: membrane protein proteolysis. The transcript has 3 exons. Bases 1 to 1755 code for a protein of 584 amino acids. Gene Ontology annotation, molecular function: aspartic endopeptidase activity, intramembrane cleaving.